Molecule: messenger RNA, 774 nt
Organism: Biomphalaria glabrata
Lineage: Eukaryota; Metazoa; Mollusca; Gastropoda; Planorbidae
Exons: 6
Coding region: 205-717 (170 amino acids)
Source: RefSeq, a predicted model, not a curated record
GUGUCAAUCAUGUGUUAAUCACUGACUUAAACUUUGUUAAGUCGUUGGUUUUCCUGGCUGAUUCAGGCAACCAAUUUCAUUCUCUAAUGGUGCUAGGGAAGAAGGAGCACUUGUACUAGUUUUUUUCUAGCAGUCCAUUCAUAGCUCAACGGAUUUCACAGUCUGGAGGUCUGAAUAAUGAAUUUUACUUUAUAGUAUAGCAGUAUGCCUAGAAAUGUGGAGAUCAAAGCCAGGGUCAGCAAUUUGAAAGAGAUGACUGACAAGGCACAAGUCCUAGCCAAUGAUGUCGGCACUGUCAUUCAGCAGGAAGAUACAUUUUUCAAAGUACCCAAUGGGAGACUAAAGCUAAGAAAAUUGGAUAAUGAACCAGGCGUGCUCAUCCAAUACGAUAGAGAUGAUCAACUUGGGCCAAAGCUUUCUAAUUUUAACAUAGCACGAGUUGAAGAUGUUGAAGCUAUGAAGACCGUAUUGUCAGCAGCUUUGGGAGUUCGUGGAACAGUAAAGAAAUCUCGCCAAUUGAUCAUCUUUGAGCAAACUAAAAUACACCUUGACCAGGUGGAGGGUCUUGGAGAAUUUAUUGAACUGGAGGUAAUUCUUCGUGAUGACCAGACUGAAGAGGAGGGGCAUCUAAUUGUGAGAGACAUCAUGAAGACCCUGGGAAUCAGCAAUGAUGACCUUCUGGACUGUGCAUACAUGGAUAUGCUUUCUAAUGCCUGACAAAAACCUGCAUUUCUUUUUUUUUAAAACUAGAAUAAAUCUUGUGUUUCUAACAGA